This is a messenger RNA of Lineus longissimus, 330 nucleotides long. RefSeq lists its product as uncharacterized. The record is from RefSeq and is a predicted model, not a curated record. Bases 1 to 330 code for a protein of 109 amino acids. The transcript has a single exon. Lineage: Eukaryota; Metazoa; Nemertea; Pilidiophora; Heteronemertea; Lineidae.
AUGUCUGGAGAAUGGAGUAACGGUCUCUGCGGAUGUUUCAGCAACAUCACGCUUUGUCUUGUAAGCUACGUCGCACCGUGUUACACCGCUGGUAAGAAUGCCGAAUCUGUAGGAGAUGACUGCCUGCUGUGUGGUUUGGUGGUGAUGGUGCCCAUCGCCAAUAUCUACUUCCCCGCGACCAUCCGAGGGAAGAUCAGGGAGCAGAAGGGGAUCGCAGGAAGCCUCGUAAACGACUUGCUAAUGCACUGCUGUUGCGCUCUUUGCGCCAUCGUCCAGGAAGCCAACGAGAUGAAGAGUACCCAGUUCAACCAAGCCAUUGAUCGGCAGUAA